AUGGAUAGCAAAGAGAACUAUUUUAACAUCAAAUAAAUUACAGAAUCUUUUAAGAAUGUUAAAAAAUAUUCAUAACAUUCUAAUACUAUUUUAGAUAUGUUUCUAGAUAUCAUUUAGAAAUUAGAUAAAUCAUCUAAAGAUUAUUUAUCUAAAGUUAUUCCUAUUGAUGAUGAUAAAUAAACACUUAGCUAAGUUGAUAAUAUUAUUAUCAUCAAUUAUUUCAAAUAAAUUGUCAUCUAUCUUAUCAAAACUAAGGUUGAAUUAGAAGAAAAAACUCAAUUAUAAGAAUCUUAAUCUCAAUAUGAAUCUUUGAUAUAAAAACUUGAAGCUGAUAUACGUUAACAUAUUCGAAUUGAAUAAUAACUUAGAAUCUAUACUGAAACUCUUCAAUAAAAAAUUGACGAUUUCAUUAUUGAAAGAGAAUAGUAAAAUUAAAUCAUUAAAGAAUAUGAAUAAUAAAUCAAAUAAAAAAAUAAAGAUAUUGUUAUCUAUUAAAGUGAAAUUCGUAAAGUAAUUAAUUCGAAUCAAUCUAAAUAACAAAAACUCAUUACAGAACCAAUUCUUGAAGAUCAUCAAACAAUUUAUUAAGUUAAUAAACUUAAUUUAACUAAUUAUACUCAUCAUCGUAAAAACAGUCAACUUAAUGAUGAUAAAUCUGCAGCUAAUAAUAGUAAGUAUCAUUAAUAAAAGAAUCUUAACUCAACAGUUACAAAAACUCACCAGAAAAAAUACCAAUUCGAAAGAUAUCUGUUACAAAUUAUGCUGAGACCAAAGCCAUUAAAUAACCUACACUAAUUCGAUAACCAUGGUAAAUGUUAAGUUAUUUUAUAAUUAGUCCUAUAUCAUAUACACAUUUAAAAACUGAAGCUUAAAUCAGUUAUCGGAGUAACAGUUAAGAUAGCUAAUAAGUGUUAAAAAAUUAAAUAAAAUGAUUUCACACUAUAAAAUAUUUUAUAUUACAUUUAUUAAGUAAACACUAUCAUUUUCAUUGAAUUUCAAAUCAAAAUUGGAUUGUAAAGUCAAAAAAAAGUUAUCUUAAUAAUUAUAAUUAAUGAGUUCACAGAUUAAUGAUGUUUUGAGAAAUGAGACAAUAUACUUUCGCAAAUCAAAUCUUCUUAGAAAGGCUACUAAUUCAUAAAAUAAGUUAUUUAGAAAAGGUUUGAUUUAAGAUAGUUUAAAUGAUCCAACACAUCCAAUUAAUUCCAUAAUUAAAAAUGAAGAUGCUUUUGUUCCCUAUUUACACGAAAGAAAUAGUUUAGGUCGCUUAAUUAAAAAACCAAACUUAUCAUCUAAUAGAGAAAUCACUAAUAAAUAAUUAGUUAAAUCAUCGCUAAAAUUGCCAAGAAAUUAAAAAAUUUGUACUUUCCUAUAAAGUGAACCUCCCAAUUCAAAUCGAUCCUAUGGACAGAAGACUAAAACAUAAUCAACAGCAGAUUCAUUUUAUUCUUUCUUUACAUUCAAUAAAUAUAAUCCAAAUUUCUUACUAAAAUCCAAAAACAGUGAACCAUUUAGUUUUAAAAAAUCGUUUUAUUAAAAAUAACUAUGA
Molecule: messenger RNA, 1546 nt
Organism: Paramecium sonneborni
Lineage: Eukaryota; Ciliophora; Oligohymenophorea; Peniculida; Parameciidae
Source: the annotation of a GenBank genome assembly